Ceutorhynchus assimilis (cabbage seed weevil) is the source of this 2620-nucleotide messenger RNA. Lineage: Eukaryota; Metazoa; Arthropoda; Insecta; Coleoptera; Curculionidae. The record is from the annotation of a GenBank genome assembly.
UAAUUCUUGUUUUAUUGUAAAUCUAGAUGCCUGACAGUAAUAUACAGUCCUAAAAAGUUUAAACAAAUUCCAAAAAAUUGUAUUGUGUGUGUUCAGAUUAGUUUAUUUAUGAAGGCAUAAGGCAAAAAUGUAAUAAGAAAAAAAUUAAAAUAAUUAAAAACAAAUUUGUUUGAGUGUCCAUCAUGGUAGCUGGACCUCCAUCAUCCAAUCGUGGACACCACAGCCAUGACCACAACAAAUCUAGACGGACAAGUCACAAUUUGGGCAAACUACAAGGACGAGAAUCAUUUUUGACAUCAACAAUCAGUAUUUUUGUCGAUGAAAAUCAACCCUUAAUCCCUGACGGAGGCUGGGGUUGGCUAGUAGUACUAGCAUCAUUAUUCAUCAAUCUAGUAUCCGAUGGUAUAACUUGUUGUUUCGGACUUUUAUAUAUAGAUUUCUUACAUGAGUUUGGGGCUUCGAAAUCGGCCACUUCGUGGAUUGGUAGUUUGUAUGUGGCAGUACCACUAGUUGGUGGUCCAAUUGGUAGUGCUUUAGUCGACAAAUACGGCUGCAAAAAAAUGACAAUAGUAGGUGCACUGAUAUCGACUUUUGGUUUUAUUCUCAGCACUUAUGCCAAAAACAUUGUAGUUAUGUAUAUAACUUUUGGGUUCUUGGGAGGCAUAGGUUUGGCAUUGUGUUACGUCACAGCAGUGGUAGCUAUAGCUUUUUGGUUUGACCAAAAACGUACUUUAGCUUUGGGAUUGGCUGCUGCUGGAUGCGGUUUCGGCACUGUUAUUUAUUCUCCAUUAAUUACUAUAUUGUCGCUAGAAUAUAGCUGGCGAGGUACUGUGCUGAUUUUAGCUGGAUUGUUUGCUAAUAUGAUUGUUUGUGGAUUGUUGCAGAGAGAUCCUGAUUGGAUUAUUAAACAGGAGAAAGAUAGAUUGGCCCAAGAGAAAAAACAAAAAGAUGAACAAAAACAAAUAAAACACAAAAAAAUCGAUGAAUCCAAAUAUGUUAUCGAUAACAUAAAAACCAAAGUCGAUAUCAAGCAAAAAGAUAGAUUUCACUCUGUAGUACAUUUGCCGACUUACAUAGGCGAUCAUAAGGAGGUGCCAUUGGAAGUCUUGAAAAAUUUAACCAACGACAAACAUUUAUACAAAGUAAUUUUGGAAAACUACCCCAAUUUGCUUUCCAGCCAAAGUCACUCGGAUACAGGUCCGGAUAAAUUGGCGGCCGAAGCCUCUCUAGUCAAUACAAGAGUACCUGUUAAAUAUUCCAUGAAAGUAACCCCCUCUAAACAUGCUACAUUUAUCCCUCUUACCAAAAGCGACUCUGGUAAAUCAAAGCAGCAAUCGAAUGGGCACUUGCAGCACGGAUAUUUGGCAAAUAUUAAAUUGAAAAAAGAAUCAUUCGAGGUUGAUAAAGCGUUAUUGUUGAACAUGCACAAAUAUAAAAUAAGCUCUAGUUUACCCGAAGGAAUUUGGCAAAAUCAAGUUGAUAUUCCAAAAGAAGAAAAUAAUCAAAAAUGGUAUCAUAAUUUCAUUGAAGCAUUUGGAGACAUUAUAGAUUUUUCCUUAUUUUUUCAACUUCAUUUUUUCCUAGUCAGUAUAGCUACUAUAUUAAUGUGCAUUUGGUUCGCGGUACCUUUUGUAUAUUUAGCUGACCACAUGAAAACUAUUGGCUAUGACGAUUAUGCCACUUCCUUAACAAUUUCUGUAAUUGGUGCAACAAAUGUAGUAGGAAUGAUCAUAAUUGGAUUUCUAGGAACCAAAAUGAAAGUAGUUACUUUAUAUGCAGCCUGUUUAUUUUUAUCAGGCAUUUGCUGUGCAGCAAUGAUGCUGUUUUCGAGCAGUUUCUACAUUCUGCUGGUUUCCAGCGGCGCUUUUGGACUGUUUUACGCUUGUCAGCAUUCGCUGACACCGGCAGUUAUAGCUUUGCUCGUGCCACUGGAUAGAUUCAGUAUGGCUUACGGGUUGAGUUUGUUGUGCCAGGGUAUUGGGAAAUUGACUGGACCACCUUUGGCAGGAUAUCUUUAUGAUAUAACCCAAUCCUACAGCCAGUCAUUCUACCAAGCAGCAGUUUGGAUAUUUGUUGCUGGUCUACUUAUAGGCGUUAUACCGUACACAAAAGACAGAAAAUUGUUCGGUAGGUGACAAAAACUAGUGUAUAGUUUGGUUGUAUUAUUUUCAAUUUUUUGUAAUAUAGAUAAAUGUUACUGUAGUAGAAUUAUUUUUAUUAAAAAACAAUAAUUUUCAAUACUAAAACAUUAUUUGGAAUGAAGAGAAAAACACUACAUAAAACUCUAUACAUUAAAAACACAGAUCAUGUUUGCACAACGCUUCAAUAACAAUCCAUACUAUUAAUAUCCACUAUAUUAUACUCUUUCAAAAUAUCAUCCAACAAUGAAUCAAAUUCAUUAAGACCAUUGAGACUUUUAUUCUCCUCUGUGGCAGGCAAAUUAACACUUGCAUCAUAUAUAAACUUCACAAACUCCGAAGGAGCCAAAUACUGCCGUUUCUGCAUUUGACUAUUGGUGUUUUGCAUCUGAUCUUUGGGAUUGUAAAUUUGUUCCAGAAACGACAUAUCAUUACCAUUUAGUAGAUCAUCAAGUACCAAAUCUGCUCUAACAGAAUCAUAA